Hylaeus anthracinus is the source of this 2967-nucleotide messenger RNA. Its product is annotated as transmembrane protein 53. The transcript has 5 exons. The coding region runs from base 497 to 1474 and encodes 325 amino acids. The record is from RefSeq and is a predicted model, not a curated record. NCBI's taxonomy places the organism in Eukaryota, Metazoa, Arthropoda, Insecta, Hymenoptera, Colletidae.
GCAAAACGCGUGCCAAUUUUCCGUUGCUAAAAACGCGCGAGAGAACUUCCCAAGUGCUGUGAACGUGGACGCGAGUCCAUAUAUAGUUUGUUAUCAACAACGUGUGGUCUGUCGAAUCAGUUGUGGUUGGGAUCGCUGGUCGCAUCGAUCGUGGACGGUGUUCCCGUGGUUCCGCGAUCGCUGACAAGAAAGGAAAACACUCCGAGUGCUCCAGAGGGAGUUCCACGGUCGUAGACGUCGUUGUCCUCGUCCGUGACACGACCUAACUUUGGUACAGGCGUUUUGGUAUCGAUCACUGGCGUUGCGCUCACGACAACGCAAGCUCGACUCGAAACGCGUAUCCGUCGAGGUAAAGGGGCGGCGAUAUCCUCCCUUUGGCUUCCGUUGAGUGUCCCACGUCUCUGCGCCACCGCUUCUACCCUCUUAACCCGCUCCUUUAUUUUUCGCCCUCUUUCUCUCGCAUCCUCGGCGGGAAGGAGGACGAGAAGCAGGAAAGAUGAGCGAUCAAGAGGAUCUCGACUACUACAUCAUGUUCCCGUCGUUUCCGCCGUAUCCGAAAGAUCCGACGUUGACCACCGGCGGCCAGGAUCAGCGCGAGGAGUUCGUGUUCGUCUACGAGGAGGACAAACGACCGGUGGUUGUGCUUCUAGGAUGGGCCGGCUGUCAGGACAGAUACCUGGCCAAGUACAGCGCGAUAUACGAGGAAAAGAGCUGCAUCACACUACGAUACACGGCCCCAGUAGAAUGCUUGUUCUGGAGAAGAGACAAACUGCCUUACAUCGGGAAACGAUUGAUCCAGGUGAUUAUUGACAAGAGCCUGGACCAGCAUCCGAUAUUCUUCCACGUCUUCAGCAACGGAGGCGCGUUUCUGUAUCAGCACGUAAGCCUGGCGAUGCAACAGUCUAACACGCCGCUCAAGGUCAAAGGAGUAAUAUUCGACAGCGCACCUGGCGAAAGGAGGUUGACCACCCUCUUCAAGGCGGUCAGCGUUAUCAUCGGUGGACAUCCGCUCAUGAACAUACCAAUGUCCUUCUUUAUAACGAUCUUCCUCUAUGUGCUUUGGUUCUUCGAGGUACAUGCAUUUGGACGUGGUUAUCCAGUUCAGACGAAUCCGAUAACUCUGGCGGAGGAACCUCAUUCCUGGCCACAACUGUUUCUUUACUCGAACGUUGACACUUUAAUACCAGCGUCCGACAUCGAGAAGUUCGCCAGGAGACGAGCAGAACGUGGUGUACGAGUGCAGUUGGUGCUAUUUACGAAUUCGCCGCACGUGAAGCACUAUGCUACUUACCGUGACGUUUAUGUUAACACGGUUUGUAGCUUUAUCCACGAAUGCCUGACAUCACCGAACUCGAUAAGUCCGGAAUCGCCUCAAGAUCGUGGCGAAGACAAUAGCUCGGGAAAAUACGACAGUCUGCCUGGUCUUGCCAAAAGGGUUGUGCUACCACACGAGGCCAGCCAACAGAUGAAUUAAACAGAAACAACAAUGGCGAGUUAGCAACGUGGUCGACGAGAGGAUCGUGUGCCGCGAUCGUGUACAAGAAAGUGGGCAAACUGGAAGGCUAAGAGGAUCGACAUGUUUGGUUCCCUCUUUGUCAAAAGUAAUCCAACUGUAACGUCAACUUCUUUGCUUACAGAUUGCGCACUGAAAAAUAUUAGACACCUAUUUCUUUUUAAGCUGAUAUUUAUGAUCAAAGUUGGAAACUACUGAAUAUUUAAAUUUUUCAGAAACUAACAGUUUGAUUUUAUAAUGGACAUGAUCAACAAACAGAAAUUUCAUCAAGUUAUAAUUGGCUAAUCAGUUUUUUUAUAAACAUUUCUUGUAAAACAUGAGCAACAGCUGUAGUCGAUGAAGUAAUACGUGUCUAAUAUUUUUCAAAGCUCUAUGUGUGCAAAAUUGCAUAAAAAUCGACGUGUUACAGUUUAUAAAUCAGAUAAGUUUCGCAGUCAGCGUUGAGUCUUGCUUAUUCCAACUCCUCCUACUCUAUAUUGCCACGCGAUAUAAUAAAGCGGUGUUUCAAGCGCACUCUAAUGCAAAAUAAAUUUUUAUUGUGAUAAUAGAACACCCGUUUGCUUUAUUCACCUACAAAUCACGCUUAAUCGGUCGUCGAAGGAUUUAUCGUGAAUCAUGAAUAGUUUGUACGUAGUAACGUGACCGUAGUUGUACAUAGUAGUCUAUUCUUAUCGCUAGUACUCGUAAUCUAAACCACGGUAUACCUUGUUUGUCGUAGCAAGACUCAAUACUGAUCCACGCCACGCAGAAUUCAUAUUGAAAUUUUCAUAAAAAUUUGAAAGAAAUGCUGUGUGUCCUCGACUUCUCUUUCCUCCUUUUGUCCUUUUGUUCAAUUUCCGCUUUCUAUUUCCUGCGUAUCUUCCAGUUUCUUCCCUCGUUUUGAGUCCUCGAACGUCGAUGUUGCUCGAACUUCGCAAAUCAACAGAAAUUUGCGUUGGUCUCGCGGAUAAACAGAUAUAAAUGUACAUUUGGUCUAUAGUGCGAUCGUAUGUAUGUACAAGUAUACGGAAGUACAAUUCUGACUUUCCAAUAGACGAACGGAACAGCGUUGCGACGAUUUGGAAUAUCCUCAUUCGGGGUUCCGUAAUCUCGCGUAGUGAGUUUGACGAAGACUCUAGGUGCACAUAACAGCGAAUUAUAAAAAGAGAAAAAUUAGCAAGUUAGAUACCUAGACGCUUGCUGAUACGAUCAUAACGCGCGCGAGAUACAUACGUUGAAAUCUGAAACUACGAUUAACGACAUUGUAAGUAUCGGCGCAACAAGCUCGCACAAAACGAUCAAGCUGGCCUUGAUUUUAGCUUCCGAUUUAAUUGCGGCAUAUUUAAAUAUCGAUGAAUCAGAGGAAUUUUCUUGUAUCCCUCCCUAUCAGAUAAUGUUACGUCUACAUGUAUAUACAUAUACGUAUACAUAUAUGUAUAUAUAAAUAUAUUUUGAUCUGUCGAUUAGUUACAAAU